This is a messenger RNA of Seminavis robusta, 1521 nucleotides long. NCBI's taxonomy places the organism in Eukaryota, Bacillariophyta, Bacillariophyceae, Naviculales, Naviculaceae. The record is from the annotation of a GenBank genome assembly.
AUGAUGAUGCAACGGCAACGCAUACGAUUCGGUAGCAACGACAGUUCCUCUUCGGAUUUGCAUCUGCCCUUGACCAACAGCGCUAGCGCUAGUGCUUUGAACGUGGAACGACCCGAGACUCCUCCUCACUCCGGCGGUUAUGCCAUUGACGUGGCUCGCAUGGUUCCUGGAAGAGCAUGCUCUUCUUCUAUUGUGAGACAACGCAGUGCCCUCUCACUGAGUCCCAACAGCAAGGUCCCUCCCCGCAAAGCCGUUAGUAUGUUCUUUACAUCAUCGACUUGCAACAACUCUUCCUCUUCUACCAGUUCUUCUACGUCUUCCAACGGCAGUGAUCACUCGGAUACUGGUACCAACGGUAACCACAACAGUAGCUACUCCUCCUAUCCCAGUCAUCAUCAUCAUCAGCUACCCAUUUACGCUACGAAUGCCAACUCUGUAAGAUCCCUCUCUCCACCGAUUGGCAGUCGACGAAGACCUUCUUACUCUUCGAACGGCAGUCACAGUCAUUGGAAUCAUCACAAUUGGACGUGUGCCAUUGUCUCGGUCAUGGGAUUGGUCGUCAUGGCCGUCUUAGCGGCGAGCAGUUAUCAGCACAAUGCCAGUCUCACCAUGGAAUUGACAUAUCGAGAAACGGAAAUUGAAAUGCACCUCGAUCAUGCGCGUAAUCUCGAGCAUAAAGUCAAUGAUAUGCGAUCGGAAACGAUUCAUUUGCAUCAUCGCAUUGAAGAAUUGGAGCAUGAAAUGAGUCAACCGACGCAAGAAGAACUUUACAUUCAACGGCAAGUCUUUCACUUGGAACAUGCUCAAGAACAAGUUCGACGGGGAGUGCAAGAAACCGCCAAGCGAAUGUUGCAAGAAAUAUACGGUCCAGGUCCCAAGUACUACAUUGAACUGAAACUCCUCUUUCAUCCCGAUUCCAACAUUGUCCAAGAUGCCACUACCGAGAUUGAUACGACCAUUGUGCUGGAAACGGCCGAUAUCCAUGACAUGCCACAUACCGUCUUUUUCUUUCUCGAGCAAGUACGGCAUGGCAUUUACGAUACCACGGCUUUUUUCCGCAAUGCUCCUGGCCUUGUGGAAGCCGGGCUGGGACACGAUCGCUCGAAAUUGGUAGAGUUGGAAAAGUCAUCUCCCAGUUUGGCGCAUCUACUCUUCACAUCGGAACACUCCCGUGAAUUGCAGCACACCCAGUACACACUGGGAUUCCGGGCCGAUGCCGCUGCCACUGACUUUUAUGUCAAUAUGCAAGACAAUUCCGAACAACGAGCAACACAAGACGAAGCUCGCACUUCGACGGAUGCCCCACAGCAAGAUCCCUGUUUUGCCCGCAUUGUCCGAGGCUUUAAUACUAUGGAACGCAUUCAUCGAUCCAAUGUGCGCGACGAAGAACUCUCCUUUCGACGAAAACAGUACAGCAUGGUACAUCAAGUCAUGAUCGAGUCCAUGACCAUUCUCCAACACGGAUACGAUCCCGAACGAGAAGGACAUCAUCGAUCGGUGGGGUCCAGGGCGACCAGCUAA